GCGAGGAGGGGAGCGUGUGUGCGUGGCCGGAGUGUGUGCGAGUGCCGUCCCUCCCAUCUCUCUCUCUCUCUCUCUCUCCCUCGCGGGAGCCCAGGGCGAAGGAGAGAGGGGCCGAGAUUGAGAGGGAGGGAAACUCCCCCGAAAAGCCAAGGCACGGAGGGCAAGGGCCCCGCAGCCCCUCCUGCCCCGCCGCCGCCUCCUCUGCCCGGCGCGUCUUCACCUCGGCCUCCCUCCGCCCCGAACCCGGAGAGGGCAAUGCCUGGACGGUAGUCCUUGGGGGUCUUUGCCCGCUGCCGCCUUCCUCCUCCUCCUCCUCCUCCUCCUGAGCGCCUCUUUCCUCUGCGAUGCCGCAGCCACUGGAUGGGAUGGAGCCGGAGCCUUCCUGCGCCUGGGACACGGCUUAGGCGCAGAGGCGGCAGGGCAGGUUUAAAGCUCCAGAGUGAAGAGACAGGAGCGAAAGAAAGCACCUGAAAAAGAACCACCAGGAAGACGGUUAAAAAAACCCUCUUUCCUUGAAAACCUGCAGGUGGGACGUGCAGGACUGGAGAUCCACUGUCCGAAAGCACUAAAAGAAGGUUUGGGAAACGCUGCCACACUGUGUAACUCAUAUAUUGUGAAUCACGGAGCACUGAGAAAAGGAACAAAGUUGAUAAUGAAAAUGGACAUGAAGGAUGCUGAUAUGACUCUAUGGACAGAGGCUGAAUUUGAAGACAAGUGUACAUACAUUGUAAACGAUCACCUCACGGAGCCCGGAACAGAAGGAACCCCCAUAACCCAGGCUGAGUCUUCCUUGCCAAGGAACUUGAUUUUCAAAUAUGCUGAAAAUGACAAAGAGGUUAUUGGUGUUAUUAGCAAAGAUAUUAUCCCCAAAGGAACACGCUUUGGACCCUUGGUUGGUGAAAUCUAUACCAAUGACACAGUUCCUAAGGAUGCAAACAGAAAAUAUUUUUGGCGGAUCUAUUCUGGGGGUGAGCUUCUGCACUUCAUUGAUGGAUUUAAUGAAGAAAAGAGCAAUUGGAUGCGUUACGUAAACCCUGCCCAUUCUGUUCAGGAGCAGAACCUGGCAGCUUGUCAGAAUGGCAUGGACAUCUACUUUUACACCAUCAAGCCCAUCCCGCCAGGCCAGGAGCUGCUUGUGUGGUAUUGCCGGGACUUUGCAGAGAGGUUGCACUAUCCUUCUACUGGAGACCUGAUGAAGAUGAAUAUUACACAAAGUAAUGUAAAUCCAAAGCAGCAAGCUAAUGACAAAGAUGAACUUUAUCAGAAAAAUGUUCCCCGAAGAGAACAUAGUGUGAAGGAAAUCUUGAAAACUGAUUCCAGUCAUCCUAGAGGAAGGGACUUGUUCUAUAGUCACCUUUCUCCGCAUACUCAAGAAAAAGACUUGGAGAGCUUGAGAAAAAAUUGUAGCCCCGAGAGGCCUUUCUACCCUCGAAUUGUCUACCCAAUCCGACCUCACAUUCCUGAAGAUUACCUGAAGGCUUCCAUUUAUGGGAUUGAGAGGCCUAGUUACAUUGCCCACUCACCUAUCCAGUCUUCUACCACACCAAGCCCCUCGGCCAGGAGUAGCCCAGACCAAAGUUUGAAAAGCUCAAGCCCCCACAGCAGCCCAGGAGUUACAGUAUCCCCCUCCGCUUCUAUGACUCAAGAGCACAGAGAACCUUAUCCAUACUUAAAUGGACUCUACAACUCAGAAGGAUUGGGGUCAUAUCCUGGCUAUGCUCCUUCAAGCCAUCUUCCACAAGCCUUUCCUUAUCCCAAAUUCCUCUUACCUCCAUACGGCAUGAGCAUCAACAAUUUCAAUCUGUUUCCAAGGAUGUAUCCUUUCUACAGCAGUCUACUUAGUGGAGGAAGCAUUUCUAAUCAUAUGCUGAACUCAUCUGCCCUUCCAAGUUCCUUGCCAUCAGAUGGGAGUCGCCAGCUCUUGCAACCUGAGCAUCCACGAGACUUCCUCAUCCCCGCACAUAAUAGUGCCUUCUCCAUCACGGGAGCCGCUGCCAGCAUGAAGGACAAGCCAUGUAGCCCAACCAGUGGGUCACCCACGGCAGGCACCGCAGCCACUUCGGAGCAUAUUAUGCAACCUAAACCUACCUCAGCAGUAUUGGCUGCCACCAGCAGCGAAGAAGCCAUGAAUCUCAUCAAGACCAAGAGAAACAUGACUGGUUACAAAACCCUUCCAUACCCACUGAAGAAACAGAAUGGCAAAAUCAAGUAUGAAUGCAAUGUCUGCUCCAAAACUUUUGGCCAGCUCUCUAAUCUCAAGGUUCACCUUCGAGUACACAGUGGAGAAAGACCAUUCAAAUGUACUACUUGCAAUAAAGGGUUUACUCAGCUGGCUCACCUCCAAAAGCACUAUCUGGUACACACAGGAGAAAAGCCCCACGAGUGUCAGGUCUGCCAUAAGCGGUUCAGCAGCACCAGCAACCUGAAGACCCACCUGCGGCUCCAUUCAGGGGAGAAGCCUUACCAGUGCAAGCUUUGCACGGCUAAAUUCACCCAGUUUGUGCACCUGAAGCUGCACAAACGGCUCCACACCAGAGAGCGUCCCCACAAGUGCAUCCACUGCCACAAGAGCUACAUUCACCUCUGUAGCCUCAAGGUCCAUCUAAAGGGCAACUGUCCUGCCGUCCCGGCCUCCAACCUUUCUUUAGAGGACCUCAAUCGCAUCAAUGAAGAGAUUGAGAAAUUUGACAUUAGUGACAGUGCAGACAGGUUGGAUGAUGUCGAGGACAAUAUAGACAUGGCAUCGGUGGUAGAGAAGGAAAUCCUUGCUGUGCUUAGAAGAGAGAUAGAAGGAGCCACGCUGAAAGCCUCGCUGCAGAGGAACCUAGGAAACGGGCGAGUCUCCUCAGGAUGCAGUCUUUACGAAUCGUCCGAUAUGUCACUUGUGAAGUUGCCUCACGGUCAUCCACUACCUCGGGUACCUGUAAAGGUCAAGCAAGAAACCGUUGAACCAAUGGACCCUUAACGCUGUGGGAUGUGUAUGGAUUGAAUGUGCACGGGUGAGAGUAUGCAUGUGUAUAUGUGCGCAUGUGCAUACGGAUACAUUUGUAUGUGAGACAAAGAAGUAAGUUUUUUUAAUUUAUGACUUGGCAAGUCAGGGUGCCUGUAGCAAUUGCUUGUGCAUAGUGUCAAUGUUGCAAAGCAAUCUUGGCUUACAGUAGUUUCCUCUAACUCCAGUUGUUAAGAAGGAACUCCAAAGUUGUUUUCUCAGGGCAUGAAAGGAGGCAAGGACUGUUUAUUGCCUCCCCUGCUUCCAAAAAAGACAAUCUUAUAUCCAUAAUCAUUUUCCAGUAAUUAUGCAUCAUAAUUUAUUAUGCAAUUUACCAUUCAAAAAGCAAUAGUUAGAAAAUAUUUACAAUGACUGAAACGUCCAUUGUAAGUUUGAAUAUAAGUGUUCUUCCCCCCCCCCCCCCUGUUGUCUUGUGGUCAUUCUUUGUAGAAUUUAUUCCUGUAAAACUGUUCAACAAAAGAGCAACAACCAAAAGGCUGCAAGGGGUGGGUUAGGGUGGGGUACUAUAUACCUUUUUCAGAAAUGAGGUUUUUGUUUUGCCAAAGGUAAAUCCUGGAGGUCCCUGUAGGCGUAGCAGUUCUUUGUAGUUUGACAAAGUGAUUAGAAAUGUGAAAUUACCUAAAAAUGUAUGCAGUAGUUUGAGAGAAUAAGUCAUACCGGUAAAGAGAUAGAUAAGAGAUUUGCAUCUUUAGUACUUCACACUUCAGAUGCAGAGAGAAUUCUCUGCCAGAAAUAAUGUGUAAAAUAGAGGGGGGACAAUAGUUGAAAAAACUAUUUCUCAAAUUAGCAGUUGGGCAUCAAGAAGCUUUGAGAAAGUUUUACAACCAAAUAACUUUUUUUGUCCACAAAUAACAGUAUUGCUGCAGUUUUUGCCAGUGAAGUGCUAUGAGCAAACCUGAUUUUUUUUAAAAUUCUCUGGGAAAUAAAUUUGGGACUUAUGUUCUUCUCUCAACUCUCUCCCCAAUUCUCUCUUUGCUUUCCUUGAUAUCAAAGCUUUUUCUUAGCAUUCCUAAUUCGUGUCCCCCCCUCCGUUUUUGUUUUGUUUUGUUUUUUUUUAAUCUGUAUGACUUAAGAUUUCUCUCAGUGUUUGUAAUUAGUACAUUUUGUGGUUAAUUUAAUUAAAGAUGAAGAGGGCAUUGCAAAAUUGCUGAACAACAGUUACCUCAUUGAGUGUGUCCAGUGGUGCAGAAAAUGCUGUUUUAUCUAAUGCUUUGCUACUUUAGAGAACAAACCAAAAUGUGCAGAGGAAAAGAUAACAUGCAUUUUUUUCUUUUUGUAAAUUGUUUUAUUGUGCUAAGCCCAAAGAUACCAUGCCGGCAUACAAGGUAUAGCAAAGAAUACAUGUAUAUUUAUGAAUAUUUAUACCAAUGUACCCUGUGUGUGCGCACAUGCAUUUAUUUUUAUACCACUUAUGUUUGUGAGCCAAAACCAUAAAAGAAAAAUCUGUUUUCCCUAGCUUGCUUCACCUUCCCAAAGAGAUAAAUGAUCAGCUUCCAACUAUAUUAGGAAAUCAUUCAUCUGUAUACAGGCAAAGUAAUUUUUACUGGCACCUGCAUACUGUUACAUAAGGAAGUUAAUCUACAUGUUGUCCAGAAUCCUCUAGGACAGUUACGAACGUGUAAGCUGGCGUUAUACACCCAUAACUGUUACAUAUUCACAGUCCUUACAUGGUCUCUAGUUUAGGGCUAUGUAGGGACUAUGAAAAUCCUCUAGUCUCCACUAUUUAGGAAGCAGGUGCUGCAAGCGACAGGGCUCUGUUCCCAUAUCAAUUGGGAAGCACCUGACUGUGGACCUUAUAUGAGCCAUCCUCUCUGCGGGGUGGGGCAGGUUCUCCCUGUUGCUCUUGAGGCCAAUCACAAGAAGGAGUGGAAGCUGCAGUCAGCUGCUUCCUGAAUAGAGAGGAGCAGACCCCAGUCAAUCGUAGCAGAUGCUUCCCAAAUAGUAGGGAUGGGAAUGGGGAACAUCUGGAAUGUACUGCAUAACACUGUAACUAUAUUACUUAUGCACCUGUAAAUCCCAUACAGGAUUCCAGCCCUUAAUUCUGUCGUUCCCAAAGUAUUCUAUGAAAAGGCUUCUUAGGCGUUCUAUACCAUACUGAAGACUUUUGCCUCUGGCCGAAAAAUACAAAAUUUAAAUUUUUUAAACCAAAAACCAGACAAGUCUUGAGCACAUUCAUCUAUGUGUAAUAUAAAUGUGGAGCUUAUUUCCAAAAGAUACCAAAUCCACCUGAACAAAUUUUACAGGAAUGAAAAAAAACCUGCUGAGGAUGUGCAUUCUUUUGCUAUGAAAUGCCAUUUUCUAAGCCUUGUACCAAAGCAAUGUUUCAAAUUUUGAUAGUUUUGAUCUGUACAUAAUAAUCUAAUCCUACCCAAAAAUGUGCUGCCACCUAUAACUCAUUUUUUAUAAAAAUGGUACCUUUUGGAAGCAAACUGCACAAAUAUACCCCAGGGCAAAGAGUAGGAUAAGUAAUUUAAACUGUUCUGGGAAGCCUAGCGUAAUUUCCUCUGCUUUUGAAAAGUUUGCAUGAUCAGAUGUAAUGGGUCCUAUGCCAGGAGAAAGGAGGAAUCUUCAUAAAAUAAGUUACUAGAGAAAACGAGCCAGUGUUAAUACACCCUUCUCCACUGUAUGUGUAUAUAUAUAUUUGUAUCACAUAAUAGUCUUAAAGAAUUAGACCAUUUCAGAAAUGAUACCAUUCUUAAAUGCCUUCUUAUUUAAAUCACCAAACACAUCUAUGGUCUAAAAGAAGCCCAAGAAAAACUUUUGAAUAUAGCUUUUGAAGGAAGGAUUACAGUUCAUUACAUUUCUGCUCCCAUAAAGUGUGAGGCAAAUAUAUUUAAAUGUAGCAAUGUUUCAUAAAUGUAGGAUUUUACUGUAGGAGAAACCAAAGUACCACUACCCUUAUCACUGGACACACACUUGCUUUUAAUAAUUGCCUGUAGUGCUUUCUUGUAUUUAAUACAAUUUUUACAAAGAUUUAUAUGCAUCAGCUUUAAAAAAAUUGCUUUUUCUCUGUCAAAUCUUCUCUCCGUUUAGGAACUUUACAUGUGAAUGUAGCAACAAUCAGUGUUUUUUUGUUUUUGUUUUUUAAGAACAGGCUCUGACCAAAGUUAAGAGGCUUUUUACUUUGCUAGAACAAACUAUCCUAUGUUUACGUACUGGUUUACAUUGUUAUUUAUGUGCAAAAAUGUCAAAAUGUAAAUUAAAUAUAAAAUGUUCAUUGCUUUA
This is a messenger RNA of Anolis carolinensis (green anole), 6235 nucleotides long. It is a transcript of the gene prdm1, whose product is annotated as PR/SET domain 1. NCBI's taxonomy places the organism in Eukaryota, Metazoa, Chordata, Lepidosauria, Squamata, Anolidae. Gene Ontology annotation, molecular function: DNA-binding transcription repressor activity, RNA polymerase II-specific; protein binding; RNA polymerase II cis-regulatory region sequence-specific DNA binding. Gene Ontology annotation, cellular component: cytoplasm; nucleus. The record is from RefSeq and is a predicted model, not a curated record. Gene Ontology annotation, biological process: regulation of transcription by RNA polymerase II; cell fate commitment. The transcript is spliced from 9 exons. Bases 653 to 2965 code for a protein of 770 amino acids.